Molecule: messenger RNA, 3309 nt
Organism: Zonotrichia albicollis (white-throated sparrow)
Lineage: Eukaryota; Metazoa; Chordata; Aves; Passeriformes; Passerellidae
Source: RefSeq, a predicted model, not a curated record
GAAGGAGGAUCCAGUGAAAGGAUUUGGUGUCAGGACAGGAGAUUAAGAAUUCCGUGGCUUCAGAGAAGUAUGAAAUGCUGGUGUGUCUGCCUGCAGCCGUCAGUGUUAAUUUUGGGCGGCUGAUGGUCAGAGCCUUUGAUGGUGAGCGGGACGCUGCCUCACGAUGAGUUACUGGAGUCUGGAUAAGAAGAGCUGCCUGCAAUACUGCCGGCACUUCCUAGCGGACAACGGCGUGUUCCACGUUGAAAGAUGCAUGAGUGUGAUGCAGUCUGGGACGCAGAUGGUGAAGCUGAAGAGUGGAACCAAGGGGCUGGUCCGUCUCUUCUACCUGGACGAGCACAGGACCUGCAUCCGAUGGAGGCCCUCCCGCAAGAGCGAAAAGGCAAAAAUUGUCAUCGACUCCAUUUACAAAGUGAGCGAGGGCCGGCAGUCGGAGAUCUUCCACCGCCACGCCGAGGGCAGCUUCGACCCCAGCUGCUGCUUCACCAUUUACCAUGGCAACCACCUGGAGAGCCUGGACCUGAUCACGUCCAACCCCGAGGAGGCUCGCACCUGGGUCACGGGGCUCAAGUACCUCCUGGCCGGGAUCAGCGACGAGGACUCGCUGGCCAAGCGCCAGAGGACGCACGACCACUGGGUGAAGCAGACCUUCGAGGAGGCUGACAAGAACGGGGACGGGCUGCUGAACAUCGAGGAGAUCCACCAGCUGAUGCACAAGCUGAACGUCAGCCUGCCCCGCAGGAAGGUCCGCCAGAUGUUCCAGGAGGCAGACACAGAUGAGAACCAAGGAACCCUGAACUUCGAAGAAUUCUCAGUGUUUUACAAGAUGAUGUCCUUGCGUCGAGAUCUGUACCUGCUGCUCCUAAGCUACAGUGACAAGAAGGAUCAUCUCACUGCUGAGGAGCUGGCCCAGUUUCUGAGGGUGGAACAGAAGAUGAAUAAUGUGACACCAGAAUAUUGUCUGGACAUCAUACAGAAGUUUGAAGUGUCAGAAGAAAACAAGAAGCAAAAUGUUCUUGGGAUUGAAGGCUUCACCAGCUUCAUGCGCAGCCCGGCGUGCGAGGUGUCCAACCCGCUGCACCGCCACGUGCACCAGGACAUGCAGCAGCCCCUGUGCCACUACUUCAUCGCCUCGUCCCACAACACCUACCUGAGCGGGGACCAGCUGCUCUCCCAGUCCCGCGCCGACAUGUACGCACGCGUGCUGCAGGCUGGCUGCCGCUGCGUCGAAGUGGAUUGCUGGGAUGGCCCAGAUGGGGAGCCAGUGGUGCACCAUGGCUACACCCUGACUUCCAAAAUCCUCUUCCGGGACGUGGCAGAAACCAUCAAUAAAUAUGCCUUCAUCAAAAACGAGUUUCCAGUGAUCCUGUCCAUUGAAAACCACUGCAGUAUUCAACAGCAAAAGAAGAUUGCCCAGUACCUGAAGGAGAUAUUUGGUGACAAACUGGACUUGUCAUCUGUGAGCACUGGAGACCCCAGGCAGCUUCCUAGCCCUCAGGAUUUAAAAGGGAAAAUCCUAGUGAAGGGUAAGAAGUUGCCCUGCAGCCUUGGAGCAGAUGCUGAGGAAGGAGAGGUUUCAGAAGAGGACAGUGCUGAUGAAAUUGAGGACGACUGCAAGUUAAAGCCCUGCUUUAGCAAUGGUGCAACUCAGCACCAGGUGGAAUCCUUCAUACGGACGAAACUGGAGUCUCUGCUGAAAGAAUCCCAAAUCAGGGACAAGGAGGAUCCUGACAGCUUCACUGUGAGGGCCCUGCUGAAGGCAACUCACCAGAGCUUCAGUGUGAACAUGAAGCAGAACUUAGACACAAAAGAAGGUGGAAAAAAGUCUCAUGGUCGAUCAUUAAUGGGGAACUUCAGUAAACACAAGAGAGCUGCCAAGGCAGCAGCCAAAGCCUACAGUGCCUCGGAUGAUGAGGACGGCCAGCAGCACCCUCCGGGCAAGGAGCUGGGGCAGCCCCACAGCAGGCUGGCCCGCCGCAGGAAGACAGUGAAGCUGUGCCGGGCCCUGUCGGACCUGGUGGUGUACACCAACUCUGUGGCAGCCCAGGACAUCGUGGAUGAUGGCUCCACAGGGAACGUGCUGUCGUUCAGUGAGACCAGAGCCCACCAGGCAGUGCAGCAGAAGGCUGAGCAGUUCAUGCUUUACAACCAGAGGCAGCUGACCCGGGUCUAUCCCUCAGCCUACCGGAUCGACUCCAGCAACUUCAACCCUGUUCCCUACUGGAAUGUGGGCUGCCAGUUAGUGGCCCUAAACUACCAGUCUGAGGGACGUGUGAUGCAGUUAAAUGAAGCAAAAUUCAGGGUAAAUGGCAACUGUGGUUAUGUCCUCAAACCUCAGCAGAUGUGCAAAGGCACGUUCAACCCCUACUCUGCUGAUCCACUUCCUGCCAGUCCUAAGAAGCAGCUGAUUCUGAAGAUCAUCAGUGGGCAGCAGCUCCCCAAGCCCCCUGACUCAAUGCUGGGGGACAGAGGAGAGAUCAUAGAUCCCUUUGUUGAGGUGGAGAUUAUUGGGUUACCUGUUGACUGCUGUAAAGAUCAGACCAGAGUGGUGGAUGACAAUGGGUUCAAUCCUGUGUGGGAGGAGACCCUCACCUUCACCAUCCACAUGCCCGAGAUUGCCCUGGUGCGCUUCCUGGUCUGGGACCACGACCCCAUCGGGAGGGACUUUGUGGGCCAGAGAACUGUGGCCUUCAGCAGCCUCGUGCCUGGCUAUCGCCACGUGUAUUUAGAAGGACUCACAGAAGCUUCCAUAUUUGUUCAUAUAAUCAUUAAUGAGACCUAUGGAAAGUGGAGCCCUUUAAUCCUCAAUCCCAGUUACACAAUAAUGCACUUUCUAGGAGCCACCAAGAGCAAGCAGCUGAUGGGGCUCCGAGGGCUCUUCUCCAAGGCGCCCAAGGCGGGCACGGCCGAGCCCAGCGGGCACCACGCGCGCAAGCGCUCCAUCGGCGAGCGCAUCCUGCGGCGCACGGCCAGCGCCCCGGCCAAGGGCAGGAAGAAGAGCAAGAUAGGCUUCCUGGAGGCUGCUGAGAUGAAGGACAGCGCCUCGGAGCCGGCAGACCUGAAGGACAAGGACGGGGUGCUGCGGCGGCCGAACCGCCCCUCGCAGGCGCGCCCCGCCUCCAUGCCCGUGGACAGGUUCCUCAUGGUGGAGCUGCCCUGCCCUGCACAGGACACUGCCCAGGAGGCCGAGGCAGAGGACAACACAUCUGUACAAAUGUGACUAGGAACACAGCUGAAGCCAACAGUGAUGACAAUACAAAUGAGAAGGAAACAAGCUUGAAAGAAUUGGGUUCUCCACCUUCGGAGCAA